AUGACUUUCAUUGCUUUGACGAAACCUCAGAUGCGAGGCCUUCUGGCCAAGCGUCUGCGAUUUCAUAUUGUUGGAGUGUUCGCUGUGUCCCUGGGGAUUGCAGCUUUCUGUAAGUUUGCCGUGGCCAAACCAAGAAAGAAGGCGUAUGCAGAUUUCUACAGAAAUGAUGAUUCCAUGAAAGAGUUUGAGGAGAUGAAGAAGGCCGGUAUCUUUCAGAGUGCAAAGUGA
This is a messenger RNA of Zalophus californianus (California sea lion), 228 nucleotides long. Its product is annotated as cytochrome c oxidase subunit 6C-like. The transcript has a single exon. Gene Ontology annotation, biological process: mitochondrial electron transport, cytochrome c to oxygen. Lineage: Eukaryota; Metazoa; Chordata; Mammalia; Carnivora; Otariidae. The record is from RefSeq and is a predicted model, not a curated record. Bases 1 to 228 code for a protein of 75 amino acids.